UUGCUGCUCACCAGAAUAGAAAUUUCAGACGUCUUAUCAUCGUUAGGAGUCUUUCUCAUGUUCUUCUCAAUGUACUUAUUCAUGACUGUCCCGACGAAACUGUCUUCAUUCUCUCGAUUUGUCAUACAUGGACAUGACUUAACAACUGGGUUCGCCCAACUCUACAUGACCAUUGGUAUGCAAACCUACGUUAUCUUACCAUGUGCCAGUUUGUACAACACGGGAUUUCUUACUCGUUUUGAAAUCAUCAGUACUAUAAACCAACUUUGGAUUAUGGUUGUUCUGUUUUUAAGUAGCUCAAUGUUCUCUCUUCUCCUCGGCAUUCAUCGUGCGUUCGCCGUUUCUAUGAGCUACUUCAUCCACUGGCUGCUGCAGAUUAUAUGUGUAGCUGCUGUUGGUCUCCGGUUGAAAGAUUCUGGCGAGAGAGGUCGUAUUGCAUGUAUAGAGAAGGUUACAGAAUAUCCCGUAGAGAUGGAUACCAUGCAGGGCGGAGCUGUCGAGUUGGUCGGGGUGGGCGUUCCUUGUUUCAUUCUUGUUUCUUGUGCCAUUUUCAAUAUGGGUAACCUUGUCGUCGCUCAUUUUUCAAUACUUUUAUUAUGCAUUUAUCCAAUAUCUGGUCCUUACUAUGUGUUGAUGUCCAACUCAGACUACAACAAGAGGGUGAACGAGAUCAAGGAGAAUGUCUGUUCUAAGCUCUGUUUCUUCCGUUCCGCUAGAAAGGUGACCUCAGUACACAGUGCUAAAACCAUAACUUUGUAG
Auanema sp. JU1783 is the source of this 759-nucleotide messenger RNA. NCBI's taxonomy places the organism in Eukaryota, Metazoa, Nematoda, Chromadorea, Rhabditida, Rhabditidae. The record is from the annotation of a GenBank genome assembly.